AUGGAGGAGGAAGAAAAUGUUGUGGAUGAUCCUUUCCCUGGCAUUACUGACAUAGCACUUAUCGUGGAGGAUAGAGAAAUCCACACCGUUAAAGCCUUCUUAAUGAGUGCUUCUCCGGUAUUCAACGCCAUGUUCACCUCUGAUUUUAAAGAAAAAUCAGAACAAAGGAUACAUUCGCCAGAGAAAACGUACGAUGAUUUCGUGUUGUUUUUAAAAAUGUUACACCGCAAGGAAUACUUAGAACUGAACGACGAUUAUCAUCUUAACAAUCUCCAUAGCAACCUUUUUGACAUCAUUACAAAGUACGAUUUUCUGAUGUCAUUAGAUAACUGUGGAGCUUAUAAACGUCUAUCCCCAGAGACAAAGACAGAAAUUUUAGAAAAAAGACUAUCCAAUGUUGAAAAGAGCAUACGCGAUGCAUAUCACUGUGCAUGUCAACGUGAAUAUGCUUUGAACUGUCCCAUUGCAAAAAUAAGAGAGGACAUGUGGAUCUAUAAGUAA
Messenger RNA from Saccostrea cuccullata (small rock oyster), 501 nucleotides. RefSeq lists its product as uncharacterized. Gene Ontology annotation, molecular function: protein binding. The transcript has 2 exons. The coding region runs from base 1 to 501 and encodes 166 amino acids. NCBI's taxonomy places the organism in Eukaryota, Metazoa, Mollusca, Bivalvia, Ostreida, Ostreidae. The record is from RefSeq and is a predicted model, not a curated record.